CUCCAACCUCUGUCCCUGUCACUCACUGGCUAGGCGGGGGCAGCUAUGGCAGCGGCAGUAACUUGGAUUCCUCUCCUUGCAGGUCUCCUGGCAGGGCUGAGGGACAUCAAGGCCCAGCAGACAACUUUACACCCACUCGUGGGCCGUGUGUUUGUGCAUCCUUUGGAACACGCUACCUUCCUGCGCCUUCCAGAACACAUUGAGGUGCCACCCACUGUCCGACUCACCUAUCAUGCUCACCUCCAGGGACAUCCAGACCUGCCCAGGUGGCUGCACUACACACAGCGCAGUCCCUAUAACCCUGGCUUCCUCUAUGGCACCCCCACUCCAGAAGAUCGUGGGCACCAAGUCAUCGAGGUUACAGCCUACAAUCGGGACAGCUUUGACACCACUAGACAGAGGCUGCUGAUGAUAGUUGGGGACCCUGAAGGUCCCCGGUUGCCGUACCAAGCUGAGUUCCUGGUGAGCAGCCAUGAUGUGGAGGAGGUGCUGCCCUCCACACCUGCCAACCGCUUCCUCACCGCCUUGGGGGGACUCUGGGAGCCAGGCGAGCUCCAAUUGCUCAACAUCACUUCUGCCUUGGACCGUGGAGGCCGAGUCCCUCUUCCUAUUGAGGGCCGGAAGGAAGGGGUAUACAUUAAGGUGGGCUCUGCCACACCCUUCUCCACCUGCCUGAAGAUGGUGGCAUCACCUGACAGCUAUGCCCGUUGUGCCCAGGGACAGCCUCCACUACUGUCCUGCUAUGACACCUUGGCACCCCACUUCCGUGUUGACUGGUGCAAUGUGUCUCUGGUAGACAAGUCAGUGCCAGAGCCCCUGGAUGAGGUGCCUACUCCAGGGGAUGGAAUCUUGGAGCACGAUCCAUUCUUCAGCCCACCCACUGAAGCCACAGGCCGAGACUUCCUAACAGAUGCUUUGGUGACCCUCUUGGUGCCCUUGCUGGUGGCUCUGCUGCUCACCCUGUUGCUGGCUUACAUCAUGUGUUGUCGGCGUGAAGGACGGUUGAAGAGAGACAUGGCCACCUCUGACAUCCAGAUGUUUCACCACUGUUCCAUCCAUGGGAAUACAGAAGAGCUUCGGCAGAUGGCAGCCAGCCGUGAGGUGCCCCGGCCCCUUUCUACCUUGCCCAUGUUCAAUGUGCGUACAGGAGAGCGGCUACCUCCCCGAGUAGACAGCGCACAGAUGCCCCUCAUCCUGGACCAGCACUGAGAGGCCUUCCAGGUGCCCUUCAGCUGAUGGGCAGGCACAGCUCCAGCUCAGUGUCACAGUCCUGGGGCUUAGGCUAGCUUCAACUGGGUCCCUGUGCCCUUAAGGUGGGGGCUGCAGGCUCCCCAUCUCACCUCUGUCUGGUCUCCAGUACCUCCUUCCUGGUCUGGUCAAGGGCGGGAGAAUAAGAAGUCGGCUCCUCCUUCUCUCUGCUUUCUGGCCUUGCCUUGGGAUCUUGGCAGCCCUGUCCUCCCAGCUCAGUUCCAAAGAGCACACAGGAGCCGGCCUGGCUGCCUUCCUGAAAGGAAGUGGCCCAGACAAGUAGCCUGGAGGAUGGCGUGACUACAGAAGACACCGAGCCCUGCCUGGACAUCCACACGUGAAAGCCCAGAUGACCAGCAGCACACACAGAAGACACAAACACACUCAGUGCCCACUGGAUUGGAGUCUCUCUGGUAUGAGUAGUCAGGCUGAUUUCCUACAAUCCCUGACAAAGAGUAGCGGCUGUCUCUAGCCCCCACCUUCUGUGACUUCACCCCACACUCACUCCACCCUACUUCUUAGUUUUGUUGAUGGCUCUGUUUAUGUGGCCUGAUGAGUGGCCUCCACCUUCAUUCUAAAUACAGACUACACAUGCACGGACUCUGCAGCCAUU
Molecule: messenger RNA, 1861 nt
Organism: Arvicanthis niloticus (Nile rat)
Lineage: Eukaryota; Metazoa; Chordata; Mammalia; Rodentia; Muridae
Source: RefSeq, a predicted model, not a curated record